AUGGCGGAACAGACGGCUUUAGAGUUAAUUGCUGAAGCUUCGGAAUUGUUGUUUAAGAUCCAUCCUGAUCUGCUGUCUAUUAAUAAAACUCUGCCUGAACUCUCUCCGGUCACUUUCAGCCAACUUGUUCCGAUCACAUCCGAACAGCUACUAACUGCUGUGGGUCGAGAUGCUAACGACCAAAUGUUGCCACUAGCAUAUGCAAUAGUAGAAGUUGAGAACAAGGACACUUGGACAUGGUUUUUGGAGCUGUUGAUUGAAGACUUAGGUGGUCCAGAUGUGUGUUCUGGUAUGACAAUCAUGUCAGAUCAACAGAAGGGUCUAAGACAAGCAGUUCAAGAUGUUUUUCCUGGAGUUGCACAAAGAUUUUNUGUAAGGCAUUUAUAUGCCAACUUNAGGAAGAAAUUUCCUGGAAAGAAUCUGAAAAAGCUCAUGUGGAGGGCAGCUUUGGCUACUCACCCACAACAAUGGGAGAAUAUCAUGAGAAGCAUCAAAGAGGUGAAUGAAGAUGCUUUUCGACACCUCAUGAUCCUUCCUCCAAGGUUUUGGUCUAGAUCAAGGUUCACAAGCACANCUACAUGUGAUACCUUGGUCAAUAAUAUGUCAGAAGCAUUCAAUAGUGUUCUGGUCAAUACAAGGACNAAACCUAUCAUCACAAUGUUGGAGGAAAUCAGACUAUACAUGAUGAAGAGCUGGUCUGCACAUAGACUGUUUGAAGUCCGCCAUGUGUCCCAAACUGGAGACAACUUCGUGGUGGAUAUAGAUCAAUAUUCAUGNUCAUGNAGGAAAUGGAGCAUCUCGGGAAUACCUUGUGCACAUGCAUUGGCUGCAAUGAAGUUACUCAACAUAGACCCACAACAACACAUACCUGCUUGCUUUACAAAGUCAGCCUAUGAGGAAAUUUAUUCCUCUGUUAUUUUUCCCAUCAAUGGAAACAAUCUCUGGGAGGUAACCGAAUGGCCAGAUGUGAUGCCUCCAUCAAAAAGACAGAUGCCUGGACGUCCAAAGAAGAAGAGGAGGUUAGAGCAAUGGGAGUUGCAGAAAAGUAACACCAGAAUGUCAAAAGGAGGAUUACUCAAGAGAUGUGGCGUGUGUAGGGAACCUGGUCACAACAAGAAAAACUGUCCCCAGAAAAACCAAGCACANGAACAUGGACAACAACCCACUUCAUUGGCUGAGGAUCAACCAGAUAGCUCACAACCAGUUCAGAACUAA
Molecule: messenger RNA, 1215 nt
Organism: Vigna radiata var. radiata (mung bean)
Lineage: Eukaryota; Viridiplantae; Streptophyta; Magnoliopsida; Fabales; Fabaceae
Exons: 5
Coding region: 1-1215 (404 amino acids)
Molecular function (GO): zinc ion binding; nucleic acid binding
Source: RefSeq, a predicted model, not a curated record